AUGUGUGAAUGGUGUGUGAAUGUUCUUGUACGGCUAUUCAUUUCUUUGUUCUUCUGUCAUAUCUUUUUCUAUUUUUUCUCUCUCUAUCUCUUUAGCUUCCUUCCGUUCCUUUCCCUUCCUUUGGGGAGCUUGGCUCCCAAUAGUACAUUAUUAUUAUUCAUUAUGGAUAGUAUAGCGAAAGGAAUAAGAGGGCGUGGGAGGGACACCCACGCUACGGCGGUGUCAGGUGGUGGUAAGGCUGACCAUCCGUCGUCGUCAACCAGUAACUGCCAGGAACUCGGGGUAGGCAACCUGGCCCCGGCUCUGGAUACUGCAUCAGGAAGGGUACCACAGGUAGGCGACCUGGCCUGCGGUGUGUUUAAAGCGCCAGGAAGUGGAUGUGUAAGUAGCGAAGAAAGCCACUUGGAGGAGUGGCAAAGAGCUGCCAGGGCCGUUGAAAGCAUACGGCUCUCCGGCUUGACGUCACCAAACCAGGUAAGAAAGCACAAACGUGCGAGGCCCGUGAUCUACUCGUCUGAGGAAGAGGAGUCGAGGAUAGACUGGCCCUUGCUAAGUUGGGAAGGAUCGGCAGAGACCCCCUUGUCUCAGGUGGAGACUGGUAGGCUGCUGGAUAACAUCAGGGAAGUUACCUUAGAUGCCGAAAACGCUAGGUUGAAAUGCCGCAAUCUUAAAGGGGACAUUUCAGGGAUUAUGAAACGUUCCUUUAAAAAAACGCUGGAAUCAGUUAAGACUCUAAGUGGGAGGCUUCAAAUCGGAGCAGAUGAUCCUCCAUCAGCCAAGGAAACCAUUGCGCAGUUAAAGGCAGAACUUAGGGCCAAGGUUCUGUGCAUUAGGGAGCUGAAGAAUGAAGUUGCCUGUUUCAAGAAAGAAAAGAAGAAAGCAUCGAUAAACCCCUUGGCUGAGAGGAGCCAAACAAGGACUCCGGAAAUGCAGCAGCUGGCGUCCGCCUCUCGGACUGGAAGGUGGAUGAGGCUGAGUUCCUGUCGGACCAUUUCUAUGUUAUAUUUAGCUAUAGUCACGAGGCCACAGGGGUCCAAAAUUCUCGCCCAUAACAUAAAAAGCCCCCUCGUUGGAAGGUUAACUCCCUGGAUGAGGACUACUUGGUUGCGGCCUUCAUUUCAGGGGAGUGGACGGGUGGAACUAUGUGCGGGGGGAAUACGGCCAGUGUGGACUGUGCAGACAAACUGGUGAAAUGGGCAUAGUCUACACUGAAACAAGCGUGCGACAUAGCCAUGUCCCGGGUGAGAGGACAAACCCGCGGUAGUAAAAGUACUUACUGGUGGUCAGACGAACUAACGAACCUUAGGGCCAUUGCGACGGCCACAGUAAGGAAACUUUCCAGAGUCAGGAAAAGGAAAAACAGGAAGGAAAUAGUGCGGUGUCUGAACGCCCGAAGGAACGCAUGGAGGGCACUGACUAGGGCUAUUAAGGAAGCCAAGAAGAACUCCUGGAGGGACCUGCUGGACUCUAUAGAGGAUGAUCCAUGGGGCAGACCUUACAAAUUGGUCUUGGGAAAACUCAGGCCUUAUGCCCCAUCAGUAACUGAAACCCUGGAGGAUGAGGUACUGGAGAAUAUCCUCUUUGAACUAUUCCCAGGAGGACCGGGAACUGAUGAGCCGCAGGAACCUGCACUCUCAGAGAUGACUAUCUCUGCGGAGGAGGUCUUGGCUGCCGCCAGAAAAGGAAAAGGAAGGAAGGCUCCUAAACUGGAUGGGAUACCGGGUGUGAUUGUGCGUGCUGCGUCGUCACAUUGUGGGGAAGGGUUGGCGCAGUGCUUCUCCGCAUGCUUGAGGACAGGAAGGUUCCCGACAGCGUGGAAGAUAGCGAGGCUCGUCCUGAUCAAAAAGAAAAGGGACGCGCCUCAGGACUCACCGGGAUCAAAUAGACCCAUAUGCGUGAUUGGCGAACUGGGAAAACUAUUCGAGUGCAUAGUUGUUGGCCGGAUCAACAGUUUCUUAGAAGAGACUCAGACCCUGGCGCCAUCGCAGUAUGGGUUUAGGACGGGCAGAUCCACUAUAGAUGCCAUCCUCGAUGUUAAAAUAUUUGUGGAGGCAUUGACGCGGGACAGGAAAGUGGUUAUACUGGUGAGUCUGGAUAUCUCUAACGCAUCGUUAGGGCGUUGGAGCGAAAAAACUUUCUACGCUACCUGGUGAGCAUAAUCAGGAGUUACUUAGACAAUCGCGCCAUAACAUAUACAGACAAACAUGGACGCGCCGUGGAAAGACAAGUGUAUUGUAGGAUCCCACAGAGAUCCGUUUUGGACCCUAUGUUGUGGAACAUUGCCUAUGACAAUGUUCUCCGAACCCCGAUGCCAGGUGACUCCCGUGUUAUCUGUUAUGCGGAUGACACGGCCCUCCUGUCAUUGGGAUAGGUCCUCAGGCUAUCUCAGGCUAUCAUGAACGCCGAGCGGGACUUGGACGUUUUGGUAGAGGAGAUCGAGGGAUUGGGUCUUAAAGUGGCGCCGCAAAAGACGGAGGCCAUGACCUUCCCUGCCUCUGCCUUUUGCAGACGCAGGAAUGCAUCGCCCCCUAAGAUCUGGCUUAGAGGGGUUCACAUAGAAAUUAGAACCAGCGUUAAGUACCUGGGCAUAAUAUUAGACUCAAGGAUGUCGUUCAUGUCCCAUUUCGAGGCACUAAUCCCUAAAGCGGAGGGUAUCCUCCGGUCCUUUAGGAGGCUCCUUCCGAACCUUCACGGACCGGGGGAGAAGAAGCGAUGCCUCUACGGCGGCGUGAUCCACUCGGUGUUCCUUUAUUGGGCGCCGGUGUGGUGGCGCGUCGUCGUGGAGGACGUGAGGAUCGGGCGGGCUAUUUGGAGCCUCCAGAGGAAGGUGGCGAUCCGGGUGUGUUGUGCCUAUAAAACGGUCUCCUUCCACGUAGCUAUGAUGAUUACGGGGAUUAUUCCUCUCGUUCAUCUGACACCUCAGCUGGUGGAGACGUAUGUGGCUGUUAGGGACGCAGAGGAACCUGUUCUCCCUUGUACUAAGGCUGUAUUGGGUGUUCUUGCCAGAAGGAGGGUAAUAGAAGCGUGGAAAAGUGAGGAACUUGGGCACGUAGAAUCACCAGCAGCAACGGGAGUGCGUGCGAGGGCGACUAUUACCGAAUGGUUAGCUGAGUGGAUUGGGAGGCCGUUCUCUAUCGGAACGACAUUUCACACCACACAACUGAUGACCGGCCAUGGCUGUUUUCGGCGUACCUAUAUAAAAUAAGAAAGAUUCCCUCCCCACGUUGUUUCUACUGCGGGAGGAGUGAGGAUACGGCGGAACUCACCCUGGUAGAAUGCCCGACGUGGACGGAUGCCAGGAAUGAGCUGAUUGGUGCGAUGGGGGGAGGGUAGCUAAUCAUUCCCAUGAUAGUCAGGGAACUAUUAGUCUGAUAGUCUCCCUGACUGUCCCGGGGUGAUCCUUACCUCCGAUAAUAGAGGAGGACGCCGAGCAAGACCAAGAUACAUCCCGGGAACUAUCAGAAACAACCCUAGAAAUAGGCUACGCCCCAUCGGCAACUUUCGAAGGGGACAACACACUCGAAACCACUGCCGCGAUAGGCGCGGAUCCUCAACUCGAGGCACCGCGGGUCACUUUAGCAGAAACCGGCGCAUCCACCCGCGGUAUCGAAAUGACUUCGGCUAAGGCCCCCCCUCCCGUAAAUCGUGCGUUCUCAAAAAUUCAUUUAUUGCAGCUAAAUAUGGGACUUUCUAAAAUGAUAACGGGCGAAAUGCGCAAACUGAUUAGCCAAAAGCGCUUGGACGCGCUGCUUCUACGGGAGCCAUACAUCCAAAAGCAAGGGACAGGAUACGAGAUUAUAGAAUUAGGCAACGGGACAAGAAUUGGUGCCAUUUGCGAUGAAAGACCAUGGUCUGUGGUAGCGGCGACCAAGCCAAACAUCACGUUGCUGUUUAUCUGGCAGCUCAGCACUUCGCACUGCGUCUGUGCAGAAGUACAAGCACCCGGCCCCUCCUUUUACGUCGUCUCGCACUACUUUCAGUACAGCGAUGAAAUAGAGGAGCACUUUAGGCACUUGGAAACAGUACUUUGUACUUUGUACUGCCCUAAAGGGAGAGAGAGUAAUAGUAUCACUGGACGCCAACGCGCGAUCUCCUCUCUGGGGCCUUCAGGGCACAGACGAAAGAGACUCGAAGUUAGAAGUCCUCAUCCUAAAAGUUAUUAACGACGUAAAGCAGCCACCCACAUUCUGGACGACGAGAAGCUCCUCAUAUAUCGACGUAACCCUCUCGUCGCACUCCAUGAGCUGACUUAUUGGCCAAUGGAAAGUAAGAACAGGCUGGACGUCCAGCGACCACAAUUCAAUAGACAUCGCGUUAUAUCACCCGAAAGCCGAGUCGGGUCGGUGGGACGGUGCUCGGGGCGUGGGGACAGGAGGUUUAAUACCAGGAGAGCCGACUGGGACCUGUUCGCUGAGCGUUUGCUCUCUCUCACCGCGGCAAGGCUCGAGGGAAGCAGUUUAGGAUCGGCUUCAGAAGUAGAGACACGAGCCAACAUGCUUAUUAGUGUCCUACAAACCGCCUGCUCUGAAUCCAUGCCCCGGAAAAAGGCUCACUGGAAGUCCAAACCAUGGUGGAUAUCAGCGCUAACGAACAAGAAAAAACCGGUAGCUAGGUUGAGACGCGUGCUCCAGCGAGAAAAUGAAUAUCAGGCAUGCCUCGAGUUAAUGCACGAGUAUCGUUCUACGAUGCGGGUAUACAGUAAAGAAGUGCGACGUGCCAAAUUAGUUAGUUGGAGGGAAUUCGUCACGGAACAGGGCAACACGGAACCGUGAGGGUACGUUUACAAACAACAGGCGGGCAAACUACGCGUCGAAAGAUUAAUUAAUACUCUUAAACGAGACGGAGAAAAGACAAUGAACGUCCAAGAAACGGCUAGAGUCCUCCUCAAUACGCAUGUCCCUCUCUUCACGGAGGAAGAGGUCGCGCGGGUCAUAGAGUCCCUUAAAAACGGCAAAGCCCCUGGACCAGAUCUUAUCGAGGUGUGUGUGUUCAAAAGAGCAUUCGCUGUCAUCCCAUCCCAAUUCGUAGACCUUUUCAAUGAAUGCCUUCAAUGAGAUAUCUUCCCGCCUAUUUGGAAAGAGAGCUCCUUAAGAGCACUCCUGAAGGGCGACAACAAAGACGUGGAAGACUCCAAGUCCUACCGACCGAUAUCCCUUCUCUCCGUCAUAGGGAAGGUUCUGGAAAGGCUGCUGAAGUUGCACCUCACCGAAACCUCCCUCGCGCUAGGAAAAAUAUUGGACAAACAGUUUGGGUUUGUCCAAGGACGUUCCACAGAAGACGCAAUCGUAGAGAUGCGUCGAAUCGUUUCUGCCUCUUCACGAAGAUAUGUCAUCGCGUUGUUAUUCGACAUCUCGGGAACCUUCAACAACGUUUGGUGGAAUCUAGUUAUCAAGGCUCUUCAAGAUCGGGACUGCCCGAGGAACGCCUUUAAAGUGAUGACAAGCUAUUUCGCAGACCGUAAAAUUGCUCUAGGAGAACAUAAGGUUUCAAAGCAGGUCUCGAGAGGAUGCCCACAAGGAUCGGUCCUCGGGCCCUCCUGCUGGAACCUCAUGUUCGACCAGCUCCUCAGGAUCCUGGAGGAAUCCUCGGAAGUCAACGCGAUCGCGUACGCGGACGACCUACUCGUCAUCGUAGAUGAAGACUCCAGGAAAGAAUUUGAAGAGAAAAGAAAUCGCGUAGUUAACAGCAUCACCGGAUGGUGCACGUCGGCGAAAUUGACAAUCUCCGAGCGUAAGACGGAAGCGAUCGUCCUUAAGAGCGAUAGGGUAAAAAGGAAACCCAUCGGCAGAAGGGGAGGACAAUGUCCGGAUAGAAAACGGAAAACGGCGAAAAAGACCGACCUAGCGAGUAGGCCUCCCACUAUAAAGAUAGGGAAUAAUAAUAUUAAAUUUAGGAAUUCCGUUAGAUACUUCGGGGUAUACUUCGAUAAAGGGCUGCCGUUACCUCAACGACAAGGUCGGCACCAUACAGAACGUUUUUUGAUCGCUUGAUCACUGGAGAAAAAUGGUUCCUAUAUGAUAAUUUAAAACGCAAAAGGCAGUGGCUCUCUCCAAAUGAAUCACCACGAAGUACUGCGAAGCCGGUUUUACAUUCCAAAAAGGCGCUUCUGUGUGUUUGGUGGAGUAUACGUAAUUGUUCAUUUUGAAGUGCUGAAACCUGAACAAACUGUUAAUGCAGAUCUUUAUUGUGAACAAUUGGAUCGAGUGAACCAAUCUUUAAUCGAAAAGUAUCCGGCAAUUGUCAACAGAAAAGGCGUUAUUCUUCAACACGACAAUGCAAGACCGCACUGUACAAGACGAACCUUGAAAAAAAUUAAUAAAUUGGAGUGGGAGAUACUGCCACACCCACCAUACUUGUCCGAUAUCGCACCCUCGGAUUUCCAUUUAUUCUGAUCGCUACAACAUUUUUUUAGUGGCAAAAAAUUUGAAAAUUUGCAUACUAAAUAGAAAAAAGUUGUUGAUAACGAAGGUGAUUACAUUAUUGAUUAAAAAUAAAAACUUGUUAAAAAUUUAUUCGUAUGAAUUUAAUUUAAGAAAGCGACAUUACUUUCCGGUCCCCCUAAUAUAUGAAACAAAUUGGUUUACAGAGCGUGCUUUGUAUUUUACGAGGUGCAUAUGUAUGAAAAGAAAAGAAGAAGCUGAGAUAUGGGGGGAGAGUAUGUGACAGAAUUUUAAGCGAAAUAACGUACCAGCGAAACAACAAAAAUGUCCAGCGAAACAGCAAGAGCAACCAGCGAAUGACACACCAACGAAACAACGAGAAUAUCCAGCGACUGGCGAACCAGCAAAACAGCAAAACCAAUCAACGAAUAACGUACCAUCGAAGCAACGGGAGCGAUCAGCGAAGUAAAAAUAAAUGUAUCAGCGAAACAGCGAGAAAGACCAGCAAAAAACGCGUGAUUUUGGUUUUUAUAGUUUCAUGUUUGUUAAAUAUAGUUUUACAGUCAAGCUCAAGAUUGUUUUCCUUAGCAUUGCGUCUACCUAUCAGUAGAGUAAAAUUGAAUGUGCCAUCUUUUCCAUUAUUUAAAAAUUUUUUCUUACAAUAUUGCGAUAUCUUAAAUAAAAAAGAUGAGUUUAUAAAAAUUUUCUUUCUACCGCCUAAUGUUAUAUUAUUAAUACAACUUAUGAACCAAGAUGUAAUUGAGUGUUUCAAGCGAUAUUAUAAGAAAAGCUUAAUGCGUAAAUUUAUUCAGAGAUGUAAUAACACUAAGAACGAUUUAUUAAAUGCAUAUAAAAAUUUAAAUAUGAAGGAAUGUAUAUAUCUUGUUGCUAAAGCGUGGGAUAUUAUAAAUUCUACGUAAAAAAAUGGAUGGAAUAAAUUGAUAUCAAACAUAGAUUAUAUUGUAGAUAACGAUCAAAUAUCAGAAAUAUCGAGCGAUGUCAAUGAAAUUCUUAAGUUUAUAUAACAUAUCAGAAUAUACAAAUUGAAAGUGAUGUAAUAGAAUGGCUUAAAAAUAAUAAAAGGAACGUAAGUAAUGAAGAAAUUUUUAAAAAGAUUAAAGAAAUCUUCAACGAAAGAAGUAGUAAAAAAAGACGAUAUAUUCAAUAAUCUUCUUACAUAUUCUGAAGAAUUCGCAACAUCAUCAGAAAAUGAUCAUCAGAAAUAAUCAUCAAUUAGUAUGAAGCAUAACAAGAAAGUAAUCUCGUGGAAUUAUUAACUUAAAAGAAAAAUGCAAUUUAACAGCAUAGAAAGAUUGAGAGAACGAAGAUGAUUAAAGCAAAUGUAUUAAACAUGUAAUAUGUAAACAAUUAUGAUUUUUUACAUAAAUCAUAAUUUUUCAUGUGAAAUGUAGUUAUGUAAAUCGUUCAAUUAUUCAAAAAAUUCGAUUAUCUGAUCGUCAUGAAUACUAUUAGUUUAGAUAAUCAAGGUUCUACUGUAUCAGGUAUGUUGUGUGAGAAGUAUUUCCAAGUUUUGAGAUUUUUAACAUUGGUAGCAUUUCUGACUUGAUUUCCGUGCUGAUGUGGAUAUCGAGUCACAAAUUAGCACAACAGCUUCAACAGCUUGUCUGAAGCUGUAACUGUGUCUGUAAGCUUACUGGCGAUAUUUGUUUAUAAACAACUCGCGAGCGAUACGAACGAACGUCUUGUCUACAAAACUUUUUAUAGAGGAAUGGAGAAAUUCCUAGUAGAUUAUUGUUUAGUAUCAAUCAGUGUAGAAAAAUCGUAGGUAUAUUAUUGAAAUAUUUAUUAUUGAAACUAUUAAUUUAUACGUAUUUAUCAUAGCCCAUAGGAUCGGUACAGAUAUUUUUAAACAGUUUCAUCGCUUUCACUUUUAUGCAUAUUUUAGACAGUCAUAGUAUUACUUUGCUAUUGGCUUGGUAACUAAAUGAUUGCAGAUUUUAAAUAAGAAGGAAAAUUCAAAAUUUUUGCUUAAAAAUAUAACUUUAUUCAAUUAGGUAUUGUCCGUUUUUAUCGAUGACUUUUUGUCAUCUUUCAGGCAGUGUCAUAAUUCCAUGUUCAUAAAACUUCUGAUUUUUGUCAGCAAAAAACUGAAUUAAAUGUGAUUUUACAUCACCAGCGUCAUUAAAAAUUUUACCGUUUAAGGAGUUCUGCAUGAAACGAAAUAAAUGGUAAUCUGAAGGCGCAAGGACAAAGCUAUAUAAUGGAUGUAACAACACAUCCCAACCUAGUUUCAAUAAUUUUUGGCGAAUGACCAAAAAUGUGUGGGGCUUUGCAUUAUCGUGCUGGAAAACAACACCCAUACGAUUUGUCAAUUCUGGCCGCUUUUCUUGAACUCCAUUGCUCAGUUUGGCGAGUUGUUGAAUGUAAACGUUUGAAUUAAUCGUUUGGUUUUUUGAUAAAAGUUCAAAGUGCAGAAUUCCCUUAUAAUCCCACCAAACUGAUAGCAUAAUCUUUUUUUGGUGAAUCUCAGCUUUUCAUGUCGUCUAGACUGAUUCAUCCUGCAUCACC
Messenger RNA from Vespa crabro (European hornet), 8909 nucleotides. RefSeq lists its product as uncharacterized. The coding region runs from base 1 to 1191 and encodes 396 amino acids. The record is from RefSeq and is a predicted model, not a curated record. The transcript has 2 exons. NCBI's taxonomy places the organism in Eukaryota, Metazoa, Arthropoda, Insecta, Hymenoptera, Vespidae.